This is a messenger RNA of Photinus pyralis (common eastern firefly), 1629 nucleotides long. RefSeq names its product cilia- and flagella-associated protein 45-like. The record is from RefSeq and is a predicted model, not a curated record. Lineage: Eukaryota; Metazoa; Arthropoda; Insecta; Coleoptera; Lampyridae. The coding region runs from base 98 to 1588 and encodes 496 amino acids. The transcript has a single exon.
AGUUCUGUCAGUAGGUAUGUCAGUUUAAUCACUACUUUUUUUUGUAAUACUUGUGUUUCAUUUUGUGUUGUAUUUUUUUACAUUUUUUACUGUUGGAAUGCAUUCGAUUAAAAAAAAUGGUAAAGCGGACGUCAACGACCAUAGAUGUAAUCACAUCAAGUUACAAGAUAAAUCCGUAAUCCAGGUAUUUGGCAAAAAUCAAAUAAGGAAACUAAUUAUACCUAGUCGCGAACCCAUUAAGACACCCGGGAUAUGGCCAAGCACGGAAUUCAAAAGGUUACAGAAAGCAGCCUAUGUACUUACUCAGAAGGACAAACUUGCCAUGAUAGAGGAAGCGCAGCAAAGGAAACUUCAGAUACAAACCGAUUGCGAAAGGCGUAAAGAAUCGUUAAAAAAAUCGCAGCUAGAGCAAAGAGCGAAACCGGAUUCGAAAUUGGCUAAGGAAGAAGGAGCGGCUGCAGAAAAAAACCAGUACGUCCUGCAACGUGCGUAUGAAUUACGGCAAGAACAGGAGGACGAGGUGAAGAACGCGUCCAGUAUGAUUCUAGCCGCUAAGUGUUUGGCCGUCAGGCAACAGCAACUUGUCGAAAAAGAUUUGAUGAAGAGAGAGCUGGACGAAGAGGAACGUCGCCUUGAUAGUAUGAUGGAGCAGGAACGCCAAAAGAAGCUGAAAGAGGAGGAAGAACGGAAACGAUACCGCAGGGAACUGGGUCAACGGAACGCGCAAGCUAUCUCCCAGCAAAUCUCCGAAAACCAGGUGCAGAAAUUACUGGAGGAGGAACGCAAAGAAGAAGAAUGUCGGAACAUAAAUAAGGCCAUGAUCAGGAUGCAGCAAGACGACGCAGAGAAGAUACGGCAGACGCAUUUGGCGCAAAAGAAAAUACGAGAGGACCUGGCCGAAUCGAACGCCAAGAUCGAGCACUUCAAAAUAGUUCAAAAAGAAGAGGAACGCAUCGCGAAUUUGCGUAUAGAGGAGUUCACGCGCAAGAAAGCCGAAGCUCAGGCCGCCCGCGAUGCGGAGCUGGCCGAAAUUAAGGCGGCCAAAGAGCGCGAAAUUGCUCGUCUGCGAGACGCCCAACUGAAGGCGCAACAGGCCCAGGCCGCGGACGAUGAAGUUCAAGCUCUUCGCCGGCAGGAGGAGUACGAACGUCAAUGGAGGGAGAAACAAAAGGCAGAGGCUCGGAGAAAGAAAGAGAUGGAUGACGCGCUUAAGAAGGCUCGUGCAAUCCAAAUGGAAGACCUCCGAAAGCUUCAAGCGAUAGAGAUUCAAAAAGAGGAAGAGGAGUUUCACAAAGUUGCGCGCGUGCAGCAGGAAUUGUUCGAAAAGGACUUGCAACAGAAGAGGGAGAAGAAAGAGGCUGCGAUUCGUCAUCGCAAAGAACUUCUGAUGCAAAUUAACGAAAAGGAAAAAGAGAAGAUACUGCAAAUUAAGCAAAAGUUCCAAGAGGGAGAUACCUUGAGAAUGGAACAGGAGGUUCGAAAUAUCAACAUACAAAACGUUAUUAAACGGAAAGUUCAAAAGAUGAGGGAAAAUAAUGUACCGGAAAAUUUCGUUUCCGAUAUUGAGCGUCAAUUGAAAGUCAAGUAGGACCGUUUAUCUAGAUUUAUUAGUAUUUGUCAAUAUUUGCA